This is a messenger RNA of Peniophora sp. CBMAI 1063, 620 nucleotides long. Lineage: Eukaryota; Fungi; Basidiomycota; Agaricomycetes; Russulales; Peniophoraceae. The record is from the annotation of a GenBank genome assembly.
GUGAGGACGACGACGAGGGGGAGGGGGAUGGAGAGGGGGAGGGGGAGGGCAAGAGGUGGUACGGCUUCCACGACCCGGGAGAGAUACGCAAGCUCGCGGAGUGGAUCGCGCACGUCAACGGGCUGCACACCGACAAGAAGUCCAAAGCCGACGUGGCGUCCGAGGAGCCUGCGCCUGCGCUCGCAAUCACGAACGGCAAAGGCAGCAGCAAGGCAAAGUCCAAAUCCACUUCUUCGUCAUCGGCCCUCUCGUCCCUCUCAUCAUCCAACGCAUCAAGUCCGCUCUCGUCCGUCCCGUCGUCUUCGUCGCGCUCCGCAUCGUCCAAGGGCAAAGCGCGCUCUAAAGCCCGCGAAUCGCUUACACCGCUCUCAACUCUCUCCCUCUCCGACGACGACGACGACGACGGCGAGGGGAUGAGGAUGUUGCAGCGCCGGAGCGCGACGAGGGCGGAGCUGGAGAAGCUCGUGCAGGGGUUGAAAGAUUGGGCGGACGUGCUGGAGUGGAGGAUCGCAAGGGCCGAGGAGGGCGCUGCGUCUCUUGAUGAGAAGGAUAAGGACGUGGGGAAGGAGAAGGGGAAGGGGCGGGGCGGGGCUGUUCUGCCGAAGAGCUUUUAUGGAUGA